Messenger RNA from Lingula anatina, 2738 nucleotides. Its product is annotated as frizzled-4. NCBI's taxonomy places the organism in Eukaryota, Metazoa, Brachiopoda, Lingulata, Lingulida, Lingulidae. Gene Ontology annotation, biological process: canonical Wnt signaling pathway; non-canonical Wnt signaling pathway. The record is from RefSeq and is a predicted model, not a curated record. Gene Ontology annotation, cellular component: plasma membrane. Gene Ontology annotation, molecular function: Wnt receptor activity; Wnt-protein binding.
GUGAUACAUACCACCAGCGGUAAGCGUCUGCGUUAUCCACGUUGGGGGCAGCGCGCGGCAUUGAUUGACAGCUCAUAAUCAUUAAGGUCGUUUUGUCGUUGUGAUAAUCGAGCAUGCCAAGGGGCGGGGCGAGUUAGAAUAACAACGUCGGUCAUUGGAUCGCGCUAGUGUGAAAUCACACAGUCUAUUUGCUUUAGCCUCGGUAGAAAUUGGCAGAAGUGCUGUUAACAAGGAUCUAUAUACACACGAUUUCUCCUGCGAAACUCGUCCAUAUGAAGCCUUAAUGGGCCAUGAUUAAGAUGUUCACAAGAAGGAGAACCGACGGCAGAGUACGAGAGCUAACAAGCCAGCGAUGACUCGUCACGGGUACAUGUUACGAUGAACUUCAUGUUCCACAGGUGAUUGAUUUAGGACAUUACACGAGUAUUAGAUAGAACUGCCUUAGAAACGUAUAUAUACAGAGUAGAAGACAGCACCUACAGGGGAUAUAUUUCCAUUAUGGAAGUGGACCUGUGGUGGAAGAUAGUGUUUGUCACACUACAAGUAGUGAUAUUCUACCGUGACCAGUCUGUGCUCGCAACCGACAUUGUCAGGUCGUGUGAUCCGAUAAAGAUUAAAAUGUGCAAAGGACUGGGCUACAAUGUCACCGGCAUGCCUAAUCUCGUGGGACACAAUCUACAGGGUGACGCUGAGCUUCAGUUGCAAACUUUCACCCCCUUGAUACAGUACGGGUGCUCGUCACAGCUUCAGUUCUUUCUGUGUUCGGUGUACGUCCCCAUGUGUACAGAGAAAGUGAUCCAGCCUAUAGGGCCAUGCAGGACGUUAUGUGAGAGCGUGCGCUCGCGCUGCAAGCCAGUGCUCGAAGAGUUCGGGUUUCUCUGGCCCGCAGCUCUCAACUGCUCACAGUUCCCACCAAAAAACAACCAGGAUCAUAUGUGUAUGGACGGUCCGGGGGAGCAAAGCUCCACUGAACCAAGAAAACCUGACCAAACUCAAAGCGAUCCCAACUACAACGUUCCUCAAGUUGAAAGUGGGGCUCCGUCGGGCCAAUGGCCACCACCGAUUCCUCAGCCUACCAGCGGCAGGCAAAACCCCGUGGGCGGUUUACCGUCUCCCCCUCAAGUCUUGGAAAACUGCUACCACGUUCGCCAUCCUGACAAGUACGUGUACAUCAACAGGACCAACAAGUGUGCCUUACUCUGCAAUGCCGAUCAUCUUUUCAGCAAGGAUGACAAAUAUUUUGCUGACAUUUGGAUGUCGGUGUGGGCGGGCCUGUGUUUCGUGUCCACUCUCUUCACUGUGCUGACAUUUCUGAUCGACUCUCAGAGAUUUCGCUAUCCAGAACGUCCCAUCAUCUUUUUGUCAAUGUGCUAUAAUAUCUAUAGCAUUGCCUUCAUCGUCAGACUGAUAGCUGGGAGACAGGCCGUAGCCUGUGACACAGAACCAGUCACACACCAGAGUAUAAUAAUACAAGAGGGACUUCAGAACACAGACUGUGCCAUAGUGUUCCUUUUAUUAUAUUUUUUCGGCACUGCCAGUCAGAUCUGGUGGAUCAUUUUAUCUUUAACAUGGUUCCUUGCGGCUGGACUGAAAUGGAGCCAUGAAGCAAUAGAACUCCACACAAGUUACUUCCAUCUCGCUGCCUGGUCGAUUCCUGCAGUUAAAACUAUCGUUAUCUUAGUAAUGAGAAACGUGGACUCCGACGAGCUGACGGGUCUCUGUUACGUUGGCAACCAAAAUUUAGAAUCUUUGCUAGGAUUUGUAAUUGGACCGAAUUGUGCCUAUCUGGUCAUAGGAACGUCAUUUUUACUGGCAGGAUUUGUUGCCCUGUUUAGAAUCAGAAAACACGUUAAAAACGACGGCGUGAAGACAGACAAGUUGGAAGUCCUUAUGGUAAGAAUAGGGAUAUUCUCCGUUCUCUACACAGUACCGGCGACGUGUGUGAUAGCCAGUUAUGUGUACGAGUACACGAACAGAAACUUGUGGUAUUUGCCAAAUCUUACUUACAGUCCAAAUAUCGAAAUAUUUAUGUUGAAAAUUUUUAUGUCACUUGUCGUGGGAAUUACAAGCGGGAUGUGGAUUUGGUCCUCAAAAACAUUAACGUCAUGGAGGAAAUUCAUAAGCAGACUUACGGGCAGGCGGUCUCCGAGAAAAUCUCUAGGAAUGCCCGACGUUCAGUAUCAGCCAGCAAAUACGAAUUCAUAUCGGACUACAGGGCCAUUGCGGCUAGACAAACAUAAACGUGGUAAAAAUGGAAAUGAAACGAUCGUUUAAUAACAUAUCAAGAUGCAAUUUAUUACCAUUUGUGACGGCUACGAUUUAUGCGUUCACCUUAAGAGAAAGAGAAAGCUGUGAAAGCUAUACGAAUCAUUGCUCAUAUAAACGCAGAGGUGACCGAAAGUAUGCGGGAACGCUUAUUCCUUAGUUCGCACCGAAAGGUGGAAUAUUGGUAUUUAAUGCCACGAUGUAGCCUUAAUUGAUCUAGAAAUUCCUCAUCGACGAGCAGUUUAGACAGUUUUAUCAACAAAUCCGACCAUUAAAACCUCGUACCCGUGAAUACUAUCUCACCUUCCUAGUACAAUGUAAAGAGAACGCUGUAUGAAGGUGUAAGCGUGCCCGCAAAUGGGAAAGAUAAACACUCGUCCAAGUUUAAAACUUGAGUAGUGGAAUAAUUGGCUUAGAUUUUUUCGUCCUAAGUUAAAAACGCAUUUAAAAAAUAAAAUCAUAUUGAACAAGAA